AUUUCAAAAUUGUUUAAUUUAGGUCAAGUAGCGAUAUCAAUGCAGAUGCAUUGCACGUUCCUGAUUAUCAAAACGGAAGUAAAAUUAACAAGAAGUUUUCAACGGGUAAUCUUUGUGAGGCCGACAAGCGUGAAUCUAGAGCUGGCUGUUGAAAAAGACUAACAUCGCUAUAAAGAGAUGGGUUUGGAAGAUACAUGCCUCACGUGUUUUGGCUGUUUCAUACUAGGGUUCAUACUGAGUCCAUUGAUCCUUCAGGGUGCUGGUAUGUUCGGUUCAAGUUGGAUCCCUGGUGAGAAUUGCAACACAAUCGACCCAAAACUUUACUGCUGUGACCAAGGAACCAGUUAUUAUGGUUACAAUACUAGCAGAAACAUGUGCGAGUCGCCUUUCGGUUUGUCAGAUUUAGACGGCACAGCCUAUAGCCUACAAUCUGGAGCCUUUUCGAUCAUGAUGUUACCUAUUGUAUUUGGAUGUUUUGAGAUGUGGUGUAGCAAAGAUGGAGAUGAUGACAUUGGGUGCUGUGGUAUCCUUGGUGGAUUUUGUUUCUUGUUAUACCCGAUUGCAGGUUUGCUUAGUUUCAUUGGUUGUAUGGUGGUUGCUGGGAAAUUCUCCGGUUCAAGUUUCGGAACAUCGUUUUACUUGUGUUUGUCGUCUGGUCUGUAUGUACUUGCAAUAACCGCUGCUCUUACCUUUUACAUCUGUUACAAGCGGCGAAACAAGGUAAAAAGACAGGCCAGCCACACCACGGAGUUGCAGCCGUACCCAUCCGCCGGUGCGGCCGCCCCAUACGACAACGGUCCUCCAGCUGGCAUUCAGAUGCAAGCCAUCAACAUCGAGCAAAGGGAGGUUGUACAUAAUCCGGAAACUGGCGGAUUCCUUGUGUUUAUGAGGAGUAUAAACGUCUUUCAUUUAGUCACGCACAGCAGCUAGUCUACAUACACAUGUGCAUUCUAUAGGAAGAUCACGAGAUAAUAAGACUAAGUAUGAACACAUGCAAUAUAAUUAUUACGUUGAUUACGCUUCCUGCUUAACUGCAUUUCAGCAUCGAACGCUGCAACAAUAUAACAUUACUGCAGACUUUUGAGAAUUAAUUUGCCAUAUAAUCAGAAUUCACCUUCGCGCAGAACUUGAUCAGUUUUAACAUGAUCAGCUUAUCAAUACUUUUAAACAGCUGAACAAUAUACAAUUCAGGAAA
Molecule: messenger RNA, 1195 nt
Organism: Mercenaria mercenaria
Lineage: Eukaryota; Metazoa; Mollusca; Bivalvia; Venerida; Veneridae
Exons: 4
Coding region: 178-930 (250 amino acids)
Source: RefSeq, a predicted model, not a curated record